CGUGUUCCUAUAUUAUCAAGUGGAAAGAGGUCAUGGUCAGCCAUAGUUUUUCUACCCAUCCGCGCUUGUGAACGGAACAGUUGAGAAGACUUGAGAUGGUCCGAGAUGCCUCGCCUCAUUUGCGGCUCAAGCCGCACAGAACGUCCGUCAAGCCGCACCGUCCCGUGACGCACCUCGGAGGAUGCAGCGCUUUGCCAUCCUGGCGCUUGCCUACGCGACGCGCGCACUGGCGGAAGUGGUCAUCCUCGAUGACAAGGCGGCCACAGAGACAGACUGGCUGGAGGAUAAGGUGUGUGAGGCAGCCGAGGCGGUGGCGCAAGGCUAUUGUGCCUUGCAAGACCGGAAAGGACUUCCCAAGUGUGCAUAUGCCGGCUUUGCCAUGAACAAGGGACAGCCAGACAAGUCCUCCUUUCACGACAUGCGUUGCCUCUACCAGGACGGACCGUUUUGGCACCACGGAAAGGCCCGGUGCACCGUGGUCACCGUGGAUGAUCAGGAAAUCGUGACCAUGACCUGCGACGUUUGCAUGGGCGAGAAGUGCAUGAGUGUUUAUACCUUCGCAAUGCUCGUCAUUGGACUCUUGGUCCUCCUUUGCUGCUGUUGCUGCUGCGCGUGCUGCUGUUGCUGCUGCAAGAAGAGUGGCCAAAGCUCAGCCGGCAACGCUGCGCGGCGGGUGGAGCUGCAAUCGCACUGAGAUGUCACACCCUGAGAAGCUCCUGGAAAACACCCGUCUCACCCCAUCAAUAGAAUGAGAGCAUAUGAGGAUAAGACACGAGGAUGUUGCUGAGAAAUGCCA
Molecule: messenger RNA, 796 nt
Organism: Durusdinium trenchii
Lineage: Eukaryota; Dinophyceae; Suessiales; Symbiodiniaceae
Source: the annotation of a GenBank genome assembly